Molecule: messenger RNA, 1668 nt
Organism: Girardinichthys multiradiatus
Lineage: Eukaryota; Metazoa; Chordata; Actinopteri; Cyprinodontiformes; Goodeidae
Product: carbonic anhydrase 4-like
Exons: 11
Coding region: 25-1251 (408 amino acids)
Cellular component (GO): plasma membrane
Molecular function (GO): carbonate dehydratase activity; zinc ion binding
Source: RefSeq, a predicted model, not a curated record
UUAAAGGCAACCGAAGACAUAAACAUGUCUGAGCCAUGGCUCAUGCUCACAUCCUACCUGGCAAACAUCCCAGAUGUGAACUCUAAAGUGGAACUAAACCACAACAUCUCUAUUGGUGAUCUGAUCGGGCAGGUGGACCUCUCAAAGUUCUAUCGAUACAUGGGAUCUCUGACUACACCUGACUGCAAUCAGGCUGUCGUGUGGACUCUUUUUCAUGAGCCGAUCCAAGUCCACAAAGGUCUGCUUCAACGUUUCCCUAAGGAGACAAAACUCUCAAAUAACUACCGACCUGUGCAACCUCUGAAUGGACGACAUAUUACUGCCUCCCCUGCAACUCCUCUUCCUCCAGGUCAUCUGUGGUGCUAUGAUGACCACUGUGACUUCACCCCUUCUCUUUGGUCUGAGCUGCCUCACUCCCACUGCAGCGGUGAAAACCAGUCACCCAUCGACAUCGACACUCAAAGCGUUUUGGAGGACAAACACCUCAGUUCCUUCAAAUUUACUAAUUUUGACAAUAAGCGUGCCAUAAAGUCAAUCACCAACAAAGGCCACACAGUGGAGUGCAUAUUAGAGCAUGAUUUGGUGGAAGUGUCAGGUGGUGGGCUGGAACACGUCUACUCAACUCUUCAGUUCCACUUCCACUGGGGCACCGAAUCAACCAAUUCUGUGGGUUCAGAGCACACUGUGGAUUCAAAAAGAUACCCAAUGGAGCUACACAUAGUGAACAAGAGGAAGGAUUUAACAUUGGACAAGGCAGUACAGACUCCUGAGGGCCUGGCAGUGCUGGGUUUUUUUAUUGAGCCUCCACAAUCUACCAAGAGUGCCUCCGACUCAGUUCCUGCAGAAACAGCGGCACCCACAUCGAGUCCAGCAUCUAAAAUGGAUGCCUGGAAAAAACUGACCCUUUACCUAUCAGCUAUCAGAAACAUCAGUUCAGAAGUUGAGUUCACAGAUGAGAUCUCUAUCGAUGACUUACUAGGCAACGUGAACCGUAAAUCAUAUUUCCGCUACAGUGGCUCCCUCACCACGCCUAUGUGCAACGAAGCAGUGGUUUGGACAGUCUUUAAAGAAUCGGUCAUGGUGGACCACCACCUGAUGAAGAUGUUCCCGAAAAAUGCAGGAUAUCACAAUGUCUUCCGGCCCAGGCAGUCUCUACAUUCCAGAAAGGUCUACACCACGGCUGCAGCCACUGUCCCAGGACCCACCUUAUUUUACCUGCUGCUGUCAUGUAUUGGUGCCCUCAUCAGUUAAGAUCCACUUUAAAAUCUAGAGUUAAAAAUGUAUAUUAAAACGACUAUUCCUCAACAAUUAUAUGCUUGCAAAACUGAAUGUAACAUUUUAUCAGUGACCAUGAUGUUGUUCUAGUAAUACUAAGUGUUUUUCUUUAUCACUUUAAAAUGCAAUGGAUUUCUACAGCCUAAGUUGGAACAGGAUUUUAAAUCCAUGUUGUAAAAUAAUGUCUGCAUGUCUGCAAUUGAAUUUUAUGAUUUUGUCAUUUGCACAGUAAAUGAAAGUGGAAUUUAAUGUAAAACACAAAUUUAAGACACUGUAAAGUUUUAAGAAGAACCACCCUUUUUGUGAGUCUGUAAUGCAGAUUCUUACUUGUGUAUUAUACAAUUAGUAUUACUAAUAAAUAUUAGUAAAAAUAAAGAUAAAAUGGAUAUAAAA